Molecule: messenger RNA, 659 nt
Organism: Aethina tumida (small hive beetle)
Lineage: Eukaryota; Metazoa; Arthropoda; Insecta; Coleoptera; Nitidulidae
Product: amelogenin
Exons: 2
Coding region: 16-549 (177 amino acids)
Source: RefSeq, a predicted model, not a curated record
AAACAAGCUGUCAACAUGAAAUCACUGUUCAUUAUUAGUACUUGCCUGGCUUUGGCAACCUGCCAAUUCGUGCAGUACGACCCUUACACGACGACGGAACCAACCCGCCCAAUAUGGAACGGUCCCCUGGCCAACCAUGUGAACGGCAUCCCACCCCAAGACACCCCCGAAGUGGCGGCCGCCAAGGCCCACCUCGACAAAGCCUACAGCCACGUCUUAGCCGUCCUUCCCACCUUGCCACCAGAAAUCCGUUAUCAGAUGCACGGCAUCCUGUUGCCGCAACAGCCCGUACAACCCGUCCACCAUCAGCAACCCAUACAACCCGUCCACCACCAGCAACCCGUGCAACCUGUCCAUCAUCAUCAACCGGUGCACCAUCACGUUCAACCGCAGGUUGUGCCGCAGCGAGUUGAGCCCCAAUUCAAUCAAUAUGCCGAGGAGGUUCCCAGGAGUCCGAUCGGAGAGGUGCCGGAAGUCCAUGCUGCCAGGGUGGCUCAUCUGAAGGCUUUCCAGGAGGCUCAAGCUGCUCUUCCUCCAUUGAAGAGUUAGAUGUUACUACGAUUUUGUUUUAACGAAUUGUGUCACCAGAAAAGUGCAUUCAAUUUACUAAAUUAAGAUCAAUGUUGUUAAAAAAAUACUGUCAAAAUAUAUUUCUUGUU